AAUGUCGAGAGGAUCAAGCAGCGAAAAUGGCGGACCUGGAAGCAGUUUUAGCCGAUGUUUCCUACCUUAUGGCGAUGGAAAAAUCGAAAUCCACGCCAGCAGCAAGAGCCAGCAAGAAAAUAGUUCUCCCUGACCCAUCAGUUUACCAUGUAAUGCAUAAAUAUCUCAGCGAAAGGAACGAAGUAACUUUUGACAAAAUUUUCGACCAGAGAUUAGGUUAUCUACAGUUUAAGGAAUUUUGCCAAACGCAGUGCGACGAACCAGUGCCUCAAUUGUAUUUCUACGAAGAUGUGAGUACAUUUCUAUUUUUCAGCACAGUACAACACUUCGCGUUUUAUGACUGUACAGCCGCAAUUCUGUAUAAUUUCUAACCUAAAUGUAAAUGUCUAUAUUGGGUUGGGCAGUUCAAAAUAGCGUCUACUCCAGUAUUCAUUCGGUAUAAAACAGCAUGGUCUCGAAGUGUUGGCAUUACUAUAAUUAUAUUUUGUGUCUCUGAAAGGCUCGAUUUUCACGUUUCGAGCGAGAUCGAUGUUAUCCACUAUAAUACACAACAAAACAACAAUCCAAAGAGCUGACUUUAAGACGCCUAAAUGUAUUUCUCGGGGGUCUAAAAGUGAACUUUUUGUUCCUUUAGUGUAAUUUCCGUUGAUAGUUUCUUCUGGUUCAUUGUAAUUACACUUAUUUUUUUAGUGACUAAUUUUACUUCGGAUCACGAUCGUCCAACUUUAGGGCCAACAAUAUUGUAUGCCGCUAACUCGGAAAACGGAAAACUGAGCAAACGAUGAAUUAUAUAUGCAGUAUGGGGAACAGUCGAGCAUACCUUGUAUAACUGGAAGAUUUAGCUUUAGUGUUUAUACUAUAAGAUGAGUUCUGUAUCUGCCUGCACAGUGAGAAAGCCAUUCGAAUGUACAGUAAUGACAGAUCGGGCGUACUUGGAACUUUACYGAUCGAUCGAMACACAAAUCUAGAUUUAUAUUUUCACCUUAUUGUGGUUAGUGUUACUACUAGAUGGCAGGGAAAAACACAGCUCGUACAAAUCAACCAUGCGGAUAUAGUCAGUACAGAUGUGGAAAUCUCACAGUUUGGUCGGCCAAGCAGAAAAUCGAAAGGCCGCAGCAGUAUUUUAAUAUUUUAACUUCUUGUGAUCACUUGGAACAUCUAAGCAAAUGAUUUCUCGUUAAAAGUCUAAGUCAAUACUCAACUUUCAUUUCAGUAAAUUUUAUCAAUCUUUCACUGCAAAAACUCAUCGGCUCUUAGAAUAGAAUUACAUGAAAAAUACCAGUCAGAGCAAUGUGCACUGUGAGUAUUUCUUCUUGGAAAUGUUGCCUAUCGAAAAUUAAAGACCUCCUAGAUCUUUAGACUUGCUUUAAUAUUUAUGUAUUAAAACUUAUGGGUACAAAUAUCUUAAAGUUAUUUAUUAUAACCAAGAUUUCUUUUCGAAGACCACAAGAAUUCCUCAAGGAAAAUACAAUAAAUAUACGAUAAAACAUAACCAUUGUGAAAUAAAUAUAGACUAGAGCAGUAUUGGGAAACAGAAGUGCAUUUAGAUUUUAAUAAUUCAUUGUUUAUUAAGAGUUUUGUUUUUAUGCAUAUCAAACGUCUAAACUGGAAGUUUUUUUACGAAUAAGUAAUAUUUUAUGAGAAUCGUGUAAGCCAUAUAUUUUUAAAGGGUGGAACAAGGAUUUAAACUAUUGAUUGAGAAAAAAGUGAUCUAAGUUUCUUCGGUAAAAUGUCUUAGAAAAAAAUUAAAGAAAGAAAGUAAUACUGCUGCCUUCAUUGUGUGCAGGUGUUUGCAUGAUAUUGGAUCCUGUUGAAAUAACAUUAUAUUGAAAUGUUUUAACAAUGAAUACAGAAAAAGCCUCUAGAAUUAUCAUAUGGUAAUUCUGCAAAACAUUGGGAAUGUCUUGUCAGUCAGUCUGUUACUCUGAAUAUAGUUUCAAUUUCACACUUUUAUCAUUUAUUUAAAGUUAGUGAUUUCAUAAUAAGCACUGUAGCACACCUAUAGUUGUUUUUAGUUUAGCUUGAUAAGUUGUGUGACUGGUCUAUUGUGUAAAUGCAUUGAAAGUUUGAGAGGAAGUAUGAGAUGUAACUACUAAUAAAAACCAUUGGUAAGUACAUAAGUUGAUUCCAAGUAGCUGUGGCCAUUUACUCUUUUACUGUGUGAAGAUGAGCCACUGGUGAGAUGUGUUUAAUAUGUGUUUAUUAAAAAUUACAGGUAGCUUAGAACCGCAUUCAGUUAUCUACUUUGCAUUCUUAAUUAGAUAUUAUUAGCAUCAUUGCUUCRAAGUCUUGUGCAAAUAGAAUUGCUACACUUGGUGGUUUUCUCAUUUUUGUAUGACUUGUACUUAUUUUUCUAGUGAAGAAAAAAGGUGAGAAAAUAUCUGUUAAAAUUUUAAAUGAAUAUUAAUCUAUCAGUAGGCAAUAUCAAAACCAAUUUGA
Molecule: messenger RNA, 2439 nt
Organism: Exaiptasia diaphana
Lineage: Eukaryota; Metazoa; Cnidaria; Anthozoa; Actiniaria; Aiptasiidae
Product: beta-adrenergic receptor kinase 2
Exons: 3
Coding region: 27-371 (114 amino acids)
Biological process (GO): G protein-coupled receptor signaling pathway; regulation of signal transduction; protein phosphorylation
Molecular function (GO): G protein-coupled receptor binding; G protein-coupled receptor kinase activity
Source: RefSeq, a predicted model, not a curated record